AUGAAUUGCUAUUCAGCUCCAGUUUCUUGCUGUAAACCAACGGUGCAAAUACAGACAUCUACUGACGAUAUGAUCCGUGAAGUCGUACGCCAACACUACGUCAAAAUAGUGACCAGCGAUAAGACAGCACCGGUUGAUUGUUGCGGUGUCAAUGGAUCCUGUUUUGUGCCGAAUACAGAUACGAAUUAUGCCAACAAAUUGGGCUAUACUAAAGAACAAUUGGCACAUAUACCUAAAGGUGCUAAUCUUGGUCUAGGAUGUGGUAAUCCAAGCCAAAUGGCAAAUAUCAAAGUGGGUGAAACUGUGUUGGAUAUGGGUUCGGGUGCCGGUUUCGACGCUUUCAUUGUGGCCCGUGUUGUAGGAUCUAGUGGUCGAGUGAUUGGUAUCGAUAUGAUACCAGAAAUGGUAGACAAAGCACAAGCAAAUGCCUUAAAAAGUGGUCACCAAAAUGUAGAGUUCCGUUUGGGUCAGAUUGAGGACAUGCCAGUCGAUAACGAAACGAUUGAUGUGAUUAUAUCAAACUGUGUGAUCAAUUUGGUGCCAAAUAAAGCCAAAGCGUUUACCGAAGCAUAUCGUGUGUUGCGACCCAACGGUCGACUCGCUAUUUCGGAUGUCGUGACCAGUGUUGACAUACCUAAAGAUAUUCGUCAAGAUAUGAGUCUAUGGUCCGGGUGUAUAGCCGGUGCCACUUUAAUUAAUGAUCUGGAAAUGUAUUUAAUGUGCGCUGGAUUUGUUGACAUUAAGAUAGUGCCUAAAGAUGAGAGCAGACACUUCAUAAAAGAUUGGGCGCCCGGUUUGGGUCUCGAAGAUUAUGUUAUAUCUGCUAAUAUUACUGCAAGAAAACCUGUUUAG
Molecule: messenger RNA, 852 nt
Organism: Oppia nitens
Lineage: Eukaryota; Metazoa; Arthropoda; Arachnida; Sarcoptiformes; Oppiidae
Product: arsenite methyltransferase-like
Exons: 1
Coding region: 1-852 (283 amino acids)
Molecular function (GO): methyltransferase activity
Source: RefSeq, a predicted model, not a curated record